AUGACUGGGAUUCCACUCUGCGUCCAGGACGUUGGCGUUGGUCGAUACCGCAUCUAUGAGCAGAGGAUAUCAAAGACGCUGAAGAGCGAAUUCGGAUCCUGUCAAGAUCACGGGAGCUUUUUUGAUUUAUCAAACCCAUUUUACCGGGCGGGGGUGUGUGACGACGAAAAUGUGAAUGAGAAAGAACUGCUCCAUGGGCUGAACGAUCGUUUCGCCGGAUUCAUAGAGAAGGUGCGUCAUUUAGAGCAUCAAAAUGAAUUGCUCGAGAGGGAAAUCGAGGAAAUCAAACAGAAGGCACAGUCCCCUGCUUCUCUGGCCCAGGAGCACGAGCCGGAGUUUAGGGAUCUGAGGAAAUUAUUUCAUGACAUCACCCUUCAGAAGCGUCAGAUCGAGAUAGAGCAUCAGAACCUGGAGGAAGAUUUCCUCACCUUGAGAGACAAGUACGAGCAGGAGGCGCGUGACCGCUCGGACGCAGAGAACGGCAUCCUUGUGCUGAAAAAGGACGCCAACGAUGCAUACCUCGCCAAACUUCAGUUGGACAAGAAAGCGCAGUCUCUGGUGGACGAGAUCCACUUCCUGAAGAAGAACCAUGAGGACGAGGUAUCGGAGAUGGUGGCCCAGAUCCAAGAGGCUCAGGUAACGGUCAAGGCACACGACUUUUGCAAACCCGAAAUCACUGCGGCUCUCCGGGACAUCCGUGCACAGUUAGAAGGUCACGCUGCCUCCGACAUUCAGCAGGCGGAGGAGGGCUUCCGUGUCCAGUUCGCAAAGUUAACCAAAGCGGCCGAGAGUAACAGAGAGGCCAUGAAGGCGACCCAGCAGGAGAUCCAGGAGAAUAGAAGGCGCCUGCAGGUAAAAAAUAUUGAACUGGACUGCGGGAAAGGAACGAGAGAGGCCCUGGAAAAACAACUACACGAGCUGGAAGAGCGUCACUAUGUGGAAAUGAUUCAUUACCAGGUAGGCUGUGGUUUAUUUUGUACCUCUAAUCAUUGUAAAUAAACAUACGCAUUUUUAUGAUUCAUAUUUGCAUUCAGGCCUAUGUUGUAGGUGUCAGCAACAAAUAUAGGCCCCAUGUGAACUAUACCAUUAUUGGAAUAUAAUUUCCUCAUAUAGGCCUAUUGGGGUAGAACAUUAUCCCCCCCCCCCCCUAAAUUUCUCCCUGUUGUCAUACCAACCAAAGUGGCUGGUGGACACUAUUAUUGACUCUUUGUGUGUGCUUUUCUGUCCAGGACACUAUCAGGCAGCUGGAGAAUGAGCUGACCAAUGCUAAACUAGACAUGUCUGGCUACCUGAGAGAGUACCAGGACCUGCUGAAUGUCAAAAUGGCUUUGGAUGUGGAGAUUCUCUCUUACAGGUAAGAGACAUCAACUCCAUCUCUCCCAUAUAUCAUAUAAUUGACUGAGGAAAAUACCAUAUAUUUUAUAGUGUGUUCCUGGAUCUUUUUCUGAGGAUAACCAGGGGGUGUGCAUUUUAUUCUAGCCCAGCACUAACACAUCUGAUUCAACUUAGUGCUGGGUUAGAGCAAAACUGUGCAAAAGUGUCAUAGUGUUAGUGAGGGAUUACUACAAAACACAGUAAAUAGUGAACAAUGAAGAAAGACCAAUCAAAUUAAACAGUAGACAUUUUAUUGAAAUAGUUUGAUUUCAUAUUUAACCUGAACUGACCAUAGACCAUAUCACAACACAGAAUGACACUUUAAUCAUAAUAUGGAUAUUCAGACACAUCCACACACAUUGGUAGCGUCGCAAGCCGCCUGAUCUGGCGAGCUCACAUGGAUGUGCACAGCGGUGAUCAGUCUGGUAUUUACGAGGCUAACACAUUGGGACAUAUCCAUUCAUAGUCAUGACGGUAAUAACAGGUCUUUCUGUCUCCCUAUAGGAAACUCCUGGAGGGUGAGGAGUCCCAUCUGUACACCAUCUCUGACACCCACAUCUCCAUGCCCUGCAUCUACAACCAGCCCCCCGUCUACACCCUGCCUUGCCUGGCCCGGCAGGGAGGUCCCACACGUAGAUCUGUGCCCCAGUACAAGUUUGUAGAGGAGAUCAUAACUGAGACCACCAGAGAGGUGGAGAUGUCCGAGAUCGAGGAGACAGGCUCCGAGGAGAGAGGCUCCGAGGAGACGGUCGGGGGACAGGGAGAGGAGCUGAGACAGAAGCAGGGAGAAGAGCGUGACAAAGCUGAUAGGAGGAGUGGGGAAGAGGAGGAUGAAGAGAAAGAGAAAGAUGGAAGUAAAGUGGAUCUUGAAGUGGACGCCCCAGAGGAAAAGGGUGAACAGGAGGAAGAGUCUAAGAGACAGCAGAUGGAAACAUCAGCAGAGGUAGCGAUGAAUGGAGAUGGAGUUAACCCUAGCGAGGGAGAAGAUGGAGAGGAAGGAGAUGACGAAAGAGAGGAAAAGGGGGAUGAGCCAGAUGAAGUAAAAAAGACAGAGGACAUUGACAGAGGUGAAAAAACACCAAGUGAAGUCAAAUCAGCUGAGGCCACCCGUAAGGGAGAGAAGGAAAAACUGGACACAACCGAGGAGCUAGACACCAAGAAAAAGGAGACAUUAGAAAAAGAUGACGCCCCAAAACAUGACGAGUCCAAACCAGAGGUUCCCAUGAACGGUGACAGCUCAACAGAACCCAAAACAGGAAGUUCAAUAAAGGGUGAACCACAGGUCCCCAUGGAGGACAUCACCAAAGAAUCCAAAAAGGUGUCAGAGGAGAGAAAAAAAGGAAGUCAUUUAAAAGAGAAAAAAGAGAUAGAUCUGAAAGAGGAGAGUGCCUCAACAGAGCAACAGCAGGAUAGCCCAAAAGAAAGUCCCAUCAAAGAGAGAAAAGAGGUAGAUAUGACAGAGCAGAGUGCCCCAACACUGGAGCAGAAACGUGAUCAGAAGGAGCACAGAGAGUCAGACCAACCUCAAGAGGUAGAGAGUGCUGUGACAACACAAGAGGCAGAGUGCGAUGUGAGAACACAAGAAGAGGAUCUCCCUGAGACCACAGAGAAGGACAUGGAAUCCCCUGAUAUCACUGCAGAGCUGAAGAGCAGUUCAACCAAAGCGGCAGUGGAGCAGGUGAAGUCACCAGAUGAUUCUGGUGUAAAAACGACACAGGAUGACACAACAGUAGGAGGUAAAAUUCCAGACGGAAUUCCCAGCACAACAAGUGAGUGGAAGGAAGAGCAUGUGCCAAUGAUUCCUGGAAAGGAGGUGGGUCCGACAGAGCCAAAAGUGAGCAGCAAGGAUUAUAGUGUAAAAAAGGUUGAGCUGAAUGAAUCGAAUGGCAGUGAAAAUUUCACAAAAGAUGUCUCAACAGCUGAGGAAAAAAUGAAAGAAUCUGAGAUAUCACAUAAACCAGACACAACCGUCACCCCUAAAGAAGACACAUCCCCUAAACCAGACCCCACUGUCACUCCUAAAGAAGAAACAUCCCCUAAACCAGACCCCUCUGUCACCCCUAAAGAAGAAACAUCCCCUAAACCAGACCCCACUGUCACCCCUAAAGAAGAAACAUCCCCUAAACCAGACCCCUCUGUCUCCCCUAAAGAGGAAAUAUCCCCUAAACCAGACCCCACUGUCACCCCUAAAGAGGAGACAUCCCCUAAACCAGACCCCACUGUCACCCCUAAAGAGGAAACAUCCCCUAAACCAGACCCCACUGUCACCCCUAAAGAGGAAACAUCAAAACCGGACCCAACCAUCACCCCUAAAGUAGAAACUUCCCCUAAACCAGACACAACCAUCACCCCUAAAAAGGAAAUAUCCCCUAAACCAGACUCAACUGUAACCCCUAAAGAAGAAACAUCUCCUAAACCAGACCCCACUGUCACCCCUAAAGAAGAAACAUCCCCUAUACCAGACCCAACUGUCUCCCCUAAAGAGGAAACAUCCCCUAAACCAGACCCCACUGUCACUACUAAAGUGGAAAUAUCCUCUAUACCAGACCCCACUGUUACCCUUAAAGAGGAGACAUCCUCUAUACCAGACCCAACCAUCAUCCCUAAAAAGGAAAUAUCCCCUAAACCAGACUCAACUCUCACCCCAGAAUCAACGACCACCCCUAAACCAGACUCAAGCCUCACCCCAGAACCAACUACCACCCCUAAACCAGACUCAAACCUCACCCCAGAAUCAACAACCACCCCUAAACCAGACUCAUUCCUCACCCCAGAAUCAACAACCUCCCCUAAACAAGACUCAACCCUCACCCCAGAAUCAUCGACCACCCUUAAACCAGACUCAACCCUCACCCCAGAAUCAACGACCACCCCUAAACCAGACUCAAACCUCACCCCAGAAUCAACGACCACCCCUAAACCAGACUCAACCCUCACCCCAGAAUCAACGACCACCCCUAAACCAGACUCAACCCUCACCCCAGAAUCAACGACCACCCCUACAGAAGAGAGUGAAACGAUCAGCAGUGGUGACAAAGCUAAGACAAUCACACCACCAGAGAAACAGGUGUCUGCAGUUGCAGAGAGCAUGGAUUCACACAGGGAGGCGCCAGGGAGCAACACAACUCAGGAGAAACCAGAGGAAAGUAUGGCCAAAGAGCCUGAGAAGGUUACAGAUCCCAAAGAUGAAACCCCAAAGACAGAGAGCGUGAAGACCAAGUCCUCUGAGUUAAAACCUGAACAUGUGGAGAUAUCUAUUACAAAGACAUCUCCAGUGAAAGAACAGGAUGUAUCAGACGUAGGUUUGAAAGAGAAAACAGUUGAUGGGAAGAUAACAGAACAGGCGCAAUUUAAAAUAGACGAGAACGGCUUUACAGGAGGUGAUGGAGAGAGCAAAGAUGACAAAACUUUGAAGAAGACAACAGGACAAGAUGCUGAGCCAAUCGCAGAGAUGCAAGCUAAACCUAAAACGUGGGACUUAACCUCUUUUUAG
Molecule: messenger RNA, 4867 nt
Organism: Coregonus sp. 'balchen'
Lineage: Eukaryota; Metazoa; Chordata; Actinopteri; Salmoniformes; Salmonidae
Source: the annotation of a GenBank genome assembly